CAGUUGGAGACAAAGCCUUGGACAGGGCUGGUUUGGGGGUCGGGCCGGUAUGUGUGAGAGGGUCAUGGGGUUAUUUUGGGAGGAUCUAGCAGCAUCCUGCAGAGUGACAUGACACGUGUGGUGGAUAUAAAACACACACACACACAAACACACAAACCCUCUCACCCCCUGUGGCCCCCUGACAGCCAACACAGCAUUCCACUGUUAGCAGACGGAAACUAGUUCCUCUCUCUCUCUCUCUCUCUCUCUCUCUCUCUCUCUCUCUCUCUCUCUCUCUCUCUCUCUCUCUCUCUCUAUCUCUCAGUCUCUCAUUCCUUCUCUCUACCAUCUUCCCUCUCAACCCCCCUCUCUCUGGGUUGAGUGGGCUGGGUCACAGAGGAAGUAUGUCAGACCAGUGAGACAGCACAUACACAAAGCAGUCGGAAGAACCAGAGAGACAUACACUCUGUGUGCAGUGUGAUUUAGUGUGUGUGUGUUACUGAGUAGUGAUGGUAGCAGAGGAGGUGGUGGUCAUUCUCUCAGGAGGGGCUCCAUGGGGCUUCAGACUGCAAGGAGGAGUAGAGCAUCAAACACCACUACAGGUGUCCAAGGUACGACUUGUGUGCGUGAUAGAGUGGGGUAGGUGGAACAACAGGUUGUGUGUCUGUUACGGUGGGGUGUGGGGACAGGUUGGUAUGUGUAUGUGUGGAAAAGAGUGGCGUACAGGGGCAGAUCAUGGAGUAAAAGUUGCAGGAGAGGGCUAGGGAACAGCUGUUGUAUAUAAAUGGUGGUCUCAGGCCGUUAGAGUUAUGCCCUCUCCAUGUUGUGUGCUGCCUGCCUGGUCAUUACUGGUACGAUAACAGAACCCUCUGGCACAAAAUGACUGCCGUGGCAUCAGCCAGGUGGGUGCUACACAUUGGUAGAAGCCGGCAAGUUACCCCUUCUCCCCAUGUAAUGUAAAGCACGUUGAGCAGCUGGACAAGUUCUGUAAUGCAUUAUUAUUAUCAUUACUUAGUUGUGGCUGAGUAACCCUUCCUCAAAUCCAGAGUUCAGUUUGGUUGUCAUGGUGAUCGGGUUUUAGGGUCUGUGGGUCAUGGGCUGACCCUAAUGGACACAUGAUCUAUGACCUUUCUUGGUGUUUAAGUGUGUUUCAUCUCUAUGUAUUCAUGUGUGUGUGUGUGUGUUUGAGAUGGUGUGUGAUAGGAACUAUUAUGUUGUGUCUGUCAGUGUAGUAUGCCAGUAAGACACGAUAAGACCACUAAGAGAACAGGAAUUGAGGGCAUGCUCUCUAAGUGGACACACAGAAACACACACACAUGAUACGUUGGUGUUGACAGGGCAGAAUGCAUUUAAUCUAAUCAGAAAUUAUAUAGUGGAAAGCUGGGCUGUGACCUCACUCUGCAAGGAUACUGGGUUCUAUUUAAUUCUAUUCUAUUCUAUGAACCAGGGGUGGCCAACCCUCCUCAUGGAGGGAUACAGGGAAUGCAGGCUUUUGCUCCAUCACAACUUUCAGCUAAACAAGGUCCUGAUGAGCAGCUAAUCAGUAACUGUUCUAUUACCAUUACCAGUCAAGGUCACCUCUAGUUUUAUCUGUAGUUGUGUGUGUGUGUAUGUGUGUGUGUGAGACAGGCCUUUUUUUCCAUGGCCUGCUCCAGCUCCUCUUAAAUGAGCUAUUCUGAUCCUGCGGACCUCUCUACUCCCAGCUGGGCUUAUCUGAGGCAUGUAUGCCCUCCACAUACUCACACACACACUGUCUGGUGUUGUUGACCAGUAGAUGUGAAAGGCGGCGAGUAACGUAAAUGCUAAUGUUAACCAGACUAAUUUGGCAUUAUGGGUCAAUAUCAAUCACCAUAUAAAGUGUGUAAAAGGCUACAUCCCUGGUUAGCUGCUCUGUGGGUCCGUCUAGGAAUGUGGCUGGUUCUACUGCUGGGGUUUAUUUUGGGGUGUAUGGGGAACACAUGGUGAAUGUGAGGCAUGCCCUCUGACCAGGGCCUGCAAUGUGUGGAUGGAAGGGGGGAGGGGGGGUGCAGCUGUCUAAUACCCCCUCUCUCACUGUGUUUUCCCACAGUGGCUGGGCGUGUGUGUGUGUGUCAAUGGGGUGGGGGUGUCUUAUUGGAUGUUCUGUGUAGUACCAGAUUCUGUGUGAAGAAACUGCACUCGACAGGUGAUCUACAUUUGUAGAACAAGCCGUGCUUGUGUGUGGUUGGUUUGAGAGUCUUAUCUUUUAGAUGUUCGGCUGUUUAGCAUGACAUGUCUCUGCUAUCUGUCAUCUGUCACCUGCUCUUUCUUUCUUUCUCUCCCUCUCUUUCUUACCCUCCUUCUCUCUUUCUCUCUCCCCCUGUAUCUCUCUUAACCGGCUCUCUCUAUCCUCCCCAUUUCUCUCCACCUCUCUUCCCCUUUCUCUCCCCCUCUCUUCACCCCUUCUCUUUAUCCUCCCCCUCACUCUCUCUCUCUUUCUCUCUCUCUCUAUGUCUACAGAGCUCUGCUUCCACCCCCCCAGCCCCUUUCAGUUAUAGAUAGGUUUAUGACAUCAUUGCCUAAAUUGUACCACCCUUCAGCCCCCCCCCCCCCAUAUCCCAAAGCGAUGAUGACCUCAUACCCCAUAACCUCAUAACUGAGUUGUUCAGCCUCUAGUGGUGGAGGGGCUCUAUGACCCCCCCCCCCUCCCCCUGUGAUUCCAUGCUGCUGGAUUGAGGCUGUGUAUGUUGUGUGUCGCAGGUGCGACGGCGUAGUAAGGCAUGCAGGGCUGGCCUGAGGGAGGAGGAUGAGUUGGUUGCCAUCGGCGACCAUGUGUGUGCCGAGCUCAGCCACGCUCAGGCCAUGACCCUCAUCGACUCCCACUGGCACACACUCAACCUCAGGAUCAAGAGGUCAGAGCACACACACGGACGCACGCACACACACACGCAUACAAACAAAUACACACAUACACUAGACCGAUACAAGUAUAGAAUAAGCAAAGCAGAUGCAUACAUACACACACAGCCUGACUAUCUCUCCCCCUUUCUUUCUGUCUCCAGGUCUAGGUCUGGGGUCCACUCUGUGGUUCUGUCAGGUCGUACACCUACACACACAGCCACACACACAUACACACCCACACACCCCGUUCUCUCCCCCACUGACGGGCCGGCCUGCCUCACCAUCACCUCCCCCCCUGACAGUGAGGCCUACUAUGGAGAGACGGACAGUGACGCGGACACACACACACACACACACCGCCGUCAGCGACGCACACCUCCGCAUGCACGCUCUCCAGGUCGCCAGCAGGAGGAGGAGGAGACCUCGGAGAUGAGCGGGUACGAGACAAUAAUCAUCCCCAACCUUGCUUCCUGGUUUGUACUAUGACAUCUUGACCUGUCAAUCCCUCUCUCUCUCUUCCUCCAGGUAUGAGAGCGCUCCAGAUGGAGGGGUUUCCCUGCAGGGGCCCUGGGAGCAACUACCCACAUUGGGCAGCGGGGUGAUCCAACAGUGGGAGCAACCAACAGGAUUGGGAACAGGGGGGUUUCAACCUGGAGUACCACGCAGGGAGGUGGUCUUCCAACCCCAACCCCCCCAGGCCCAGCCAGAGUGGACCCACCCAGCCCAGCCCGUCCCACACCCUGAGCAGGGCGAGCCGGUAGGGGGAAGAGAGGCGGAGGGAGAGGGAGACAGUGGGUUCCAGGAGGCAGGGGUGUGUGUGGGUCUGGCCUGCUCACCCCUGGUGUCUCCAGAGCGGGCUAAAGGAGCCAUGAUGCUGGGCUCCAGCCGACAGAUGGUUCCCAUGGUGGGUGCCCAGCUGACCCCACUCAGUGAUGAUCUAGCUACUACGUACAAGGACAAGGCCAGGCAAGCCAGUGAGUACACUAUACCAGAUACCCUACACACUAUACAAACUACAGCCUACACAUGAACUCUUCAGCUGCUUUGAACGGUCUCUGCGAAGCCUGUGGAUUGUCUGAGUGUGUGGGAGUAAAGCUGUCUGAGCUGUGAUAGGACUCCCUCUGGUGUUGUUCUGCUGUAAGUUCAGCAUCUCACCUUGUGGUCAGCUAGGAGGGGGGGCAUUAGAGAGAAAGAGAGAGAGAGGAAGGGGGGGAGGAAGAGAGGAAGAGAUAUUUCUAGUUGCUGUCUAUCCUAUGAAUCAAAGGCAUCAUCUCCUAUUUCUGCUCCCUCCCCUGCCUCUAGUUUCUCCAGUCAGUAUUCUAAGCCCUGGUCUCAUCCAGAGUAUUUAUAGUUGGGCAGCAAGCAUUCCCCUCUAGCCUUAAUGGACACACGGACACAACUGACCUCACAUUUUGUGAUCCACACAGCUGAAUAUGCAAUGGGUGAGGGGGCAGCAUACAUUAUCAAUUAUAUAUACCCUAUUUAUUUCAAUCUGUAAAUAAGGUUUCAAGGACACUUUAUCAAAAACAACAUUCUUCCCAUGAUGCUAGACAUACAUUACCGGUCAAAAGUUUUAGAACACCUACACAUUCAAGGGUUUUUCUUUAUUUGUACUAUUUUCUACAUUGCAGAAUAAUAGUGAAGACAUCAAAACUAUGAAAUAACACAUAUGGAAUCAUGUAGUAACCAAAAAAUCAAAAUGUAUUUUAUAUUUGAGAUUCUUCAAAUAGCCACCCUUUGCCUUGGCAUUCUCUCAACCAGCUUCACCUGGAAUGCUUUUCCAACAGUCUUGAAGGAGUUCCCACAUAUGCUGAGCACUUGUUGGCUGCUUUUGCUUCACUCUGCGGUCUGACUCAUACCAAACCAUCUCAGUUGGGUUGAGGUCGAGUGAUUGUGGAGGCCAGGUCAUCUGAUGCAGCACUCCGUCACUCUCCUUCUUGGUCAAAUAGCCCUUACACAGCCUGGAGGUGUGUUGGGUCAUUGUCCUGUUGAAAAACAAAAGAUAGUCCCACUAAGCCCAAACCAGAUUUGAUGGCGUAUCGCUGCAGAAUGCUGUGGUAGACAUUCUGGUUAAGUUUGCCUUGAAUUCUAAAUAAAUCACAGACAGUGUCACCAGCAAAGCACCCCCACACCAUAACACCUCCUCUUCCAUGCUUCAUGGUGGGAAGUACACAUGCAGAGAUCAUCCGUUCACCCACACCGCAUCUCACAAAGCCACGGUGGUUGGAACCAAAAAUCUCAAAUUUUGACUCCAGACCAAAGGACAAAUUUCCACCGGUCUAAUGUCCAUUGCUCGUGUUUCUUGGCCCAAGCAAGUCUCUUCUUCUUAUUGGUGUCCAUUAGUAGUGGUUUCUUUGCAGCAAUUCGACAAUGAAGGCCUGAUUCACACAGUCUCCUCUGAACAGUUGAUGUUGAGAUGUGUCUGUUACUUGAACUCUGUGAAGCAUUUAUUUGGGCUGCAAUUUCUGAGGCUGGUAAUUCUAAUGAACUUAUCCUCUGCAGCAGAGGUAACUCUGGAUCUUCCAUUACUGUGGGGGUCCUCAUGAGAGCCAGUUUCAUUAUAGCGCUUGAUGGUUUUUGCGACUGCACUUGAUGAUUCCAUAUGUGUUAUUUCAUAGUUUUGAUGUCUUCACUAUUAUUUUACAAUGUAGAAAAUAGUAAAAAUAAAGAAAAACCCUUGAAUGGGUAGCUGUUCUAAAACCUCUGACCGGUAGUGUACGUACUGUAUGUCUGACCUGCUUAGAUGACUACAUGAAUCCCUCACGCCUGUCUACCUCACCCUGAACUAAAGCAGCUGGUUGUGACUCAUUGAUUUUGAUCCUGAGCACAGUUUUAGCCUGCUGAGCUAAAGCCUAGGCAUUAGUUUGAGGCACUAAUGCAAGUCCUCAGGUUUCAGGCAAGGUUACAUCUUGGACAGAGACAAUAGUGACAGACUGUUGACUGAUGGGACAAGAGACCUGUCCUUUCUCAUAUGACACACACACACACACACACAUACACACAAACACACACACACACAUACACACACUGGUGGGGAUUGGAGGAAAGGGUUGUGUGUGUUGGGGGGUUGCAUGGCGUGAGGUGUCAACAGUAAAGAAUGACAGCUAAGAGUAAUGAGCAAGUUGUUCUUGACGACCAAGAACAACACACACACACACACCUUUCACAAGGUUGUUGUGUGGACAUUCCUUGGUGUAUGUAAGGUGGGUGAAGGAAGCGGGAGACCCUGAUCGACUGUGUGUGUGUAUGCAUGCGCAUGUGUGUGCCCAGACAGGUGUGCAUAGGAUGUCCCCUGUAGCUCAGUUGGUAGAGCAUGGUGCUUGCAACGCCAGGGUUGUGGGUUCGUUUCCCACGGGGGGCCAGUAUGAAAAUGUAUGCACUCGCUAACUGUAAGUCGCUCUGGAUAAGAGCAUCUGCUAAAUGACUAAAAUGUAAAUGUAAAAUGAUGUUCCCCCAUGAUGAAAGGGGGGAAUGACUGAGCAAGUUUGGGAAGCACUGAUCUAGCUAAUGAUUAGCACAGAUGGGCAACCCCAUGCUUCAGCCUAUUUAUUUAUAGGCUCUAUGCUGCAUCAGUUGGGCUACAUAUGAUAAUGCUUAUUGCUAAAUAACACAGCAGCCUGAUAAUAUAGACCAAUAUGUUGUUAGGCUCAUUUCUAGACAUUCAUUUUGGAGUAGAAAAGUUACCAAAACUGACUUUCUCACAGUCGCUUUACAAACAAAAUGACAUGCCAAGCAUGGUGAAGGGUACACAAAUAAGCAUAAGGGGUUAUGGCAUUUAAAGGGGGAUGGUGGUGACUCUCUGAACUGAUUCUUAUAGUUUUCCCAAUUAUUAGCAAAAAUUCAGAAUUGGGCAGACUGUGUAAACACAACCUUAGAGUUAGACCAACAGUUUAAAAGUAAUACGGAAAUUAUUGGUGUUUCAGUUGUGAUUUGGAUAUAUUGACCAAAUUAUCAGUAAUAUUUUGUAUUUUCUCUUCAAAAUUCACCAGGAACAACCAUUUCACAGCAAUGUCCCUGGACCCCCCUAGAAAGGUGUUGACCCCAGAACCCAUUAACCCUGACCACCAAAUAUGUAGCACAAAGUUACGCCCUUGCAGACAGGGAUGUGGAUACUGACAGACAGUCUAACUGGUCGCUGCUGAACUGGGGAGUGGGGGGAAUUUAGUGCUUUGAGCCUCCCAGCACACUCUCCUGUCUGUCAGGGUUGAACCACCCCCCAAACGUGUUGAUGGUGUCACCUAUCAUGGUGUCAUCAUGGAUUUGAGUGACAUUCCAGAUGCUAUGAUGUCAUUCUGACAUAAUUCUAACCAGACCUUUCUUAUUCAUUACAGUUACUUAUUUAAUCAAGGGCAUCAUUUCAGCUGAACCUUGGGUAUGGCAAAGUGACGGGGGGAUUUCUUUAAAAAGUGAAGCUCAUGUACUGCAUAUCUACAAAAUGUACAAACUCUAAAAUGCAAUUUGGAGAACAGCAAAAACAAGCAAAAUUUACUCCAACCAUGAUCACCUUGUUGCUGUUGGUUCAUUCACCUGUCAAUAGGGGAUUUAACAUUCCACACACUAGCUCAGCACCGGGAUUAAAACUCUAGUUUAGUUUCAUGCUAAGUCAAACAGCAGUUACCUAACCAAAGCCAUCUUUACCUCUGCAAUGUGUUGAGAAAAAGUCCAGCUGUUCCCUGCAGCUGCGUCGAUGCGCUCUCCACAGAGAGGAAGAAGCGAAACAAGAGGUUUCACUCUCGACAAAAUCUGUCCAAAAUAAACCAAAUCUGUCUCUAUGGGCUUAUUUUGACCUAAGCUUGUCGCCUGCCUUCUCGCCUUUGGGACAAUGAUCUCCCAUUGUUAGGGCGGAGACAUGAGCAUCUCGUCAUUAAUUAUAGAUCUCUGCUCUCCAUAAAGCCAGACAGCCAUACAAACAAAUACCACUAAACUGCAUUUGCAUUUUAAUCGGGAUUGGAAUGAUUUUAGUAGCCUAUUUUAAAUUAUUGGUGUUGAGCUAUGGUAUGGCGACUGCCAUAUCCAAUUGACACCCCUGUAUUUAAUCCUCUGUUCUCUCUUACUCUCUCUCCCCCUCCUCCCCCUCCUCCCAUCCCUUCCCCUGUCUCCCAGAGCUGCAGAGAGGAGAGAGUGUGGUAGAGAAGCAGGUGAAAGAGGCUCGUACUAAAUGUCGUUCCAUCGCGUCCCUGCUCACCGACGCUCCGAACUCCAACUCUAAAGGAAUUCUCAUGUUCAAGAAGAGACGCCAGCGUGCCAAGAAGUACACCCUCACCUGUUUCGGCCGCGUGGAGGGGGAGAUGGGUCCUGAGACUGGGGGAGAGACAGAGGGAGAGGAGGAGGGGAAUUCCUUCCUCUCGGGUUCAGAGGUGGAUGAAGAGGGCUUCGCUGGAACCUUUGACCCCACCUGGGACAGCGGAUACCUGGACCUGCUGGAUAGGAGGAGCUCCGCCUGCCCAUCCACCUAUAACUCAAGGCCCCAAACACCAACCAAUCAAAGCUCAGGGUUGGAUUCCUCAGUUUAUCAGAGCCCAGAGAUUAAUGUGUCAAUCAAUCAGGGCUCUGGGGUGAAUGCCCUGGCCUAUCAGAGCCCAGGGCUGGACUCCAUAGCCUAUCAGGGGAAAGAGACGGAGCAGUAUGAGCAGCAAAGGAAAAUGGCCACCCAUGUCGCCUAUAACCCUGCCGCUAACCCCUCUCCGGCCGCAGGUUUGUCCAACCGGGGUUCUGUAGGGGUGAGUCGGGCCAGUGUGGUUCUGACCCCUCACUCUCACACCCCUAUCCUCCAGCCUGACCUAAACCCUAACCCUAACCCGCCUGGAGGGAUCCAUAACCGCACGGCACGCCCCUUCACCUCAGGCCUUGCCCCAUCUCGCCCUCCAGCCACCCCUAUCACCUUCCGACCCGUCCAGCCCAUUCCUGCCGUGACAAUGGUUUCCAAACCCAUUGCUGCGGUAUCCAUGGUGACCAUUACCCCUCCUCGCCCUUCAGUGGGGCCGCAGGCAAGGAGAGCGGUCUCCAGUACCUCUCUCUACAUCCCCCCUAGACCUGCUGCAGCCAUCCUCUCUCCUCCUCCCUCUGUCCUCUCUCCUCCUCCUGUUCUACCUCCUCCCUCCUCUCUGGCCUCAGCUCCCUUCUCUCCUACCUGCACUCCCUCUCAACCUUUCACUCCUCCCUCUGUCCUCUCUCCUCCUCCUGUUUUAUCUCCUCCCUCCUCUCUGGCCUCAGCUCCCUUCUCUCAACCUUUCACUCCUCCCUCUGUCCUCUCUCCUCCUCCUGUUCUACCUCCUCCCUCCUCUCUGGCCUCAGCUCCCUUCUCUCCUACCUGCACUCCCUCUCAAUCUUUCACUCCUCCCUCUGUCCAUACUGCCUCCUCUCUCUCUUCUGCCCCCUAUUCUCUUCCUCAUCAUCCUCCUCAACCCACCCAACACUUCUGCUCCUUGACUGCUCCUCAACCUUUCUCCCCUCCUCCUCACUCCCCAGUAUAUCCAUCCUCUGCUGUGACUGCCCAGCCCUUCUCUGCUCCUCCUUCUCAUAAUCAACCCUUCUCUCCUUCUUAUGCCACACCUUACUCUCACCCACCCCCCCCUGCUCAGACUCAACCCCCUCCUCCCCUGACCUUCAACCCCUAUGUUGCUAUGACAACCCCUGCCAUAGCAACUCCCUCCACUGCCCAGCCCCCAUCUUCUGAUUCGCUGUCCUCCCGUGAGCAGCGUAUUGCCGUCCCCGCCUCCAGAACAGGCAUCCUUGCGGAGGCGCGUCGUCGCAGCAACAAGAAGCCCAUGUUCCGUCCGUCCGUGGAGAACAAGGACGUGUCUCCCAACCCGGCCCUGCUCGAAUUGCUCCAAAACCCGGACGCACCAACCAGGAUGGGUCCAGGCCGCGGUCCCGGCCCCAGCCCCAUGGGGCCUAGUGGAGGAGUUGGAGGUGGGGAGACUGGAGGUGAGUCUGGCCCUGAAGAGGACUGGUUGAGGCUGGGGGCCGAGGCCUGUAACUUCAUGCAGGCCCAGAGAGGCCCCAAACCCCCUCCUGUGGCCCCUAAAACGCAGGGCCCUCCACAGAUACCCCAGCUAGCGGGGAAGGGGGGUCAGCUGUUCGCCCGUAGGCAGAGCAGGAUGGAUCGCUAUGUGGUGGAGAGCACCCCCUCCUCACCCCAACCCUCUCCCGGCCAACCCCGCCAGCCCUCUCCCACCCCCUCCCUCCCCUCUCAAUUCAAAUACUCUUCCAGCUGCAGAGCCCCCCCCCCCAUCAGCUACAACCCCCUCCUUUCCCCCUCCUGCCCCUUGCAGGCCCAGCGUCAGAGGGCACGGGUAGCAGGGCAGGGUGGGGGACCAGCGGGUCAUAAAGCCGCCCCUGGGGGUCAGAAGGCUCUAGGUAUCAAGGCUCUGGACUUCAUGAGUCGCCAGCCCUACCAGUUAAACUCCUCCCUCUUCAGUUACGGGGGCGGGACUCCCCAGCAAGCACAGGCCUAUCAGCAGCAGCCGCGCAUGAUGGGCGGCUCCCGCGGUCCAAUCAAGACGCCACGUGUGUAUGAGGUCAAGCGCUUCUCCACACCACCUCCCAUAGGCCCCUCCCCUACGAUCAUCGUCCCACGGUCAGCGACCACGCUGGGAGAACCGCUGUGGAGGUCUGAUGUCAUUUCCCCUCUGCCAACAGCCAAUUCCUGCUACCAAUCCCCCUCUAACCCCCCCUACCAGCCUCAGCCCCAGUGGGGCUCUCCUCCUCCAGCCCCCACCGCCCCCCUCCCUCAGCUCCCUAGCUUCUCCUCUGCCCAUGUCCCUAACCCUCACCCCUACCCCUCCCAGCCCCACGCCCUCCAACAGGGUAACAGGCAGUUUAAGAGUGCCCCUGAUCUCAGCCCUCUUGCCCACACCCCACCUCGCCCUGCCUCCACCCAGCCCUCCAGAGUGCCUCGCCCGAGAUUCAGCACCUCUAACCUGGGUCUGCAACCCAGUGUCUGGCGCCCCGGAUCCACCAUGCACUGA
This is a messenger RNA of Coregonus sp. 'balchen', 10808 nucleotides long. Lineage: Eukaryota; Metazoa; Chordata; Actinopteri; Salmoniformes; Salmonidae. The record is from the annotation of a GenBank genome assembly.